Molecule: messenger RNA, 1074 nt
Organism: Fraxinus pennsylvanica
Lineage: Eukaryota; Viridiplantae; Streptophyta; Magnoliopsida; Lamiales; Oleaceae
Source: the annotation of a GenBank genome assembly
AUGGGAGAAGUAGAUCCUGCAUUCAUCCAAGCCCUUGAACACCAGCCUAAACUCGACAUCACUGAAGCCGAAGGCAUCCCAGUAAUAGAUCUUUCUCCACUAAAUUCCUCUGAUACUGAUGCUGACUUUUCAAGUUUAGUAGCUGAGAUAGGAGAUGCUUGCAAGAACUGGGGAUUUUUCCAGGUGAUCAACCAUGGGGUGCCGUUAAAGUUUCGUGAAAAGAUUGAAUUAGCAGCAAGGAAAUUCUUUGCUUUGUCAAAAGAGGAGAAGAAGAAAGUUAGUAGAGAUGAAGUCAACCCUCUGGGAUAUUAUGAUACUGAGCAUACUAAAAACGUCAGGGACUGGAAAGAAGUGUUUGAUCUAACACUAAAGAAACCAAAUAUUGUUCCGGCUUCUCACCAAUCUGAUGACAAGGAGCUAAAUCAGUUCAUGAAUCAGUGGCCUGAAAAUCUUCCAGAAUUAAAGGAGGCUUGUGAAGAGUAUGCUGAAGAAAUGGUAAAACUAGCUUACAAGUUACUUGAACUCAUUUCCUUGAGCUUAGGCUUGCCAAAAACUCGAUUGAAUGACUUCAUUAAGGACCAUGCUAGCUUUUUGAGGCUCAAUCGCUAUCCUCCAUGCCCUGCUCCUCAUUUAGUGCUCGGUGUUGGUAGACACAAGGAUCCCAUUGUUUUGACCAUCCUUGCUCAAGAUGAUGUUGGAGGACUUGAAGUGAAGAGGAAAACUGAUGGAGAGUGGAUUCUUGUCAAACCUACACCUAAUGCUUAUAUCAUCAACGUUGGUGACAUAAUCCAGGUUUGGAGCAACGAUAAGUACGAAAGUGUGGAACAUAGAGUGAUGGUCAAUUCUGAGAAAGAAAGAUUCUCAAUUCCGUUCUUCCUGAAUCCCACAAGUUCCACUUGGGUGAAACCCAUGGAGGAGCUGAUAAACAAGCAAAACCUUGCCAAGUACAAGCCUUAUAACUGGGGAGAGUUUUUAGCCAAAAGGGCACGCAGUAACUAUGAGAAACUUGAUAUCGAAAACAUUCAAAUAUCUCAUUUCAGGAUUUACUCGAGGAAGUUACUUCUGUUUAUAUGA